Messenger RNA from Paracoccidioides brasiliensis Pb18, 297 nucleotides. RefSeq lists its product as uncharacterized. The transcript has a single exon. The record is from RefSeq and is a predicted model, not a curated record. The coding region runs from base 1 to 297 and encodes 98 amino acids.
AUGCCCGGUCUCGAACCAUGGCAGAAGAUCGUUGCAGAGAAGAGAUCGCUCCGAGAACAGGCUUUGCAGCCCUACUUCGUGGAUGGUAUUCAUCUCAGGCCUGAGAGAGUGGCCAGUGUUGCGGAUAGAUCGCGCAUCGAGCCCCGUGAAGCUCAGUCAAUCACGGAAAUCGACAGUGUUGAGCAGCUGCAUGGCCGCCUCUGCCGGGGCGAAUUGACUGCGACAGAUGUCACGCUUGCAUACAUCAAGAGGUUGGAUAGCUCCUAUACCGGCUCCUCCUUGUCACCUUUGCAUUGA